Messenger RNA from Colossoma macropomum (tambaqui), 1320 nucleotides. RefSeq names its product dual specificity protein phosphatase 13A family protein. Gene Ontology annotation, molecular function: protein tyrosine/serine/threonine phosphatase activity; MAP kinase phosphatase activity. Gene Ontology annotation, biological process: negative regulation of MAPK cascade; protein dephosphorylation. Gene Ontology annotation, cellular component: cytoplasm. The transcript has 3 exons. The coding region runs from base 639 to 1226 and encodes 195 amino acids. The record is from RefSeq and is a predicted model, not a curated record. Lineage: Eukaryota; Metazoa; Chordata; Actinopteri; Characiformes; Serrasalmidae.
UUCUGGAAAUUCACAUAAAGUUAUGUGACCGGGCUGCAUGACAGCUCCAGCUCAGAGGCAAAGAAUCCCAGACACUGCAAGACUCGAAUCACGAGACUAGAUGGAAAGUAAUGACCAGACCAGCAAUGAAAUGUGUGUCAGCUCCACAGCUUCACUUCUCAUUACUGUUAAGACGAUAAUAUUUUUAAUCUUUGUAAUGGUUUUCUCUUUUAUUUCAUUACAUUUUAAAGUAAAAGAUUUAAAAGGGUAAUCAUUUUUUCUUUCAAACAUAGUCGUCACAUAUUUCCUAUAUUAAAGCUUUUUUUUUUACCACUUCAUUAGUUUGUUUUAUGAGGAGGAGCAUAUGACUAAUCAGUAAAGCAUUCAUAUAUAAAACUAUUUAAAUUGUCAAACAAACAACUCAAAUUAUCUAGGCUGUCGGGUUGAAAUGAUUUCAAGCAAAUGAAUACAAUAUUAUGUUCAUUUAUUCUGUUGACCUACUCCCAAUGCCACUCUUUCUGUUUUGGCCCAAACAUGUUACUUAAGUGCAGACACAGUGACAUCUACUGGAGAACAGGAGUUAAUGCAGUGAUCACACACCUGGCCAUGUCAGUCACUGACUCAAACAGUUGCAGGAGCAACACCACAGUUUUAUAAACAUGAACACUGAAAAGACUGUGGAUUCUCCCGAAAGUGCUAAAGAGAAAAACUCCACUUUCGUUCCAUAUGAGUCUCCCACUAUCGAGCAGCUGGAGGACAUAUUACAUGGAGGUCAGCUGUCAUGUAACCAUGUUGAUGAAGUGUGGCCUAAUUUGUUUCUGGGAGAUAUGUACAUGUCUCAUGACAGAUACAGUCUUUGGAGAGUGGGUAUUACUCAUGUUCUGAAUGCUGCUCACGGUAAAUUGUGCUGUAAAGGAAGUGAUGAUUUCUAUGGCACAACAGUGAAUUACUAUGGAGUGCCAGCUAAUGACCUACCUACAUUUGAUAUUUCACCUUUCUUCUACCCCUCUGCACAAUAUAUUCAUCAGGCCCUCAGCACUGCUGGAGCCAAGAUUUUCGUACACUGUGCUGUUGGAGUAAGUCGCUCCGCUGCCCUGGUCUUGGCUUAUUUAAUGAUCUACCACAAUUACACCUUGGUGGAUGCUAUCCUGAAAGUUAAAGAGAAGAGGUGGAUUUUUCCAAAUCGAGGAUUUCUUAAACAGCUUGUAAGUUUGGACUCAAAGUUAAAAAAACAAAGGUCAGAAUGAGCAUCCUGCACAUAUCCUAAUUCUUCAGUUCAGAAUUUUAUAUACAAAAAACAUAAAAGAUAGGCUGAACAUUAAAAAUAAGAAAAAUAACUAA